GUUGGUCGCGUUGGCGGCGUAAACGUGAGCGUCGCAAGCGUCGUCUGGCAACCCGCAUGGCGGCUGCCAUGGCGAUGUUUGAAGAGAGGCGUAGCAAACAUACUUUGCUCGAUGAUACCCAUCCACUCUCUUGUGUUAUCGAGUCCUUCGAGAACUCCCAGGGUCACACUUUGUACAUACUGCGGGUGCACAGAGGGACAGACACAUCGUGGACUGUAUCAAGGCGGUACAGCGAUUUCGACUCCCUUAAUGGCUACUUGCAAGCGUCCGGCAUUGAGCUGCCGCUACCUCCCAAGAAGGUCUUCAACAAGAUGAACAGAGAGUUUGUGGCUGAAAGGCAGCAAAAGCUGCAGGAAUACAUUGAUAAGGUGCUAGCACAUCCUCUGCUGUCCGUAAGCGUCCAUGUGAAGCGAUUCCUGGACCCCCACAACUACAGCCAGAAUUUCCGAGAACUGGCUCUCCAGCACGUUUCAAUGCUGUUCCGGUCAGAAGAACAGUGGGAGGUCGUGCAGCUUCUGCCAGAAAUUGGGUGGCGUCUUAGAAAACAAUACAUUCUUGUCAAACCAAAGGGGGAAUCUAGAGAAAGACACCUUCUUUCUUGGGUUCCACUGGGCCCGGACUUUUACCUAAGUGUUAAGGAUCUUCAAAGUGCAUUGAAGAUUAUUUCCUCAGUUCAACAUCCGCACAUCUGGCCCACGUCGCUGUGUACUGUCAACGAGAGCGGGGCCAUAAUUAUAAGGAACCUUUCGCACGAGGGCUCAUUACGAGAUCUUCUGUAUCGAGCGAGGCUGCAGGAGUGCUACCUGAGGAAGUACUGCAGCCCGAGAGAGUCCUUUGCGCUGACGUCUGAGGCCAUAGCAAAGCUGGGAAACCAAAUACUGCACACACUCAAAAUGCUGCACGACAGAGGCUUGUAUCAUGGACACCUGCACCUGGGAAAUGUGGCAAUCCUCGCGAGUGGUUGUGCAUUGCUAGACUUGGAGAACCAGCUGUUAGGCUUACCAUGCCAGUUGAGGCCUUUUAUUGUUACUUUAAAGAAAGUUAAGACUCUCGAAUCAAUCGACGUCUACAGUUUCGGUCACAUGGUCUACGAGAUGGCAUUCGGUCGACCAUGUCCAACGGCGACGUGCGAUUCGUAUCCACCAUCUUGUCCCCCCGAAUUAAGGUCGGUGCUAGAAGCACUGCUUACGACCGAGGCUUGCAAAAAUGGUUUACCUACAAUAGCGGACCUGUUACUUCACCCGUUCUUUAGGAGCUGUGUAGCAACAAAUGGAUCCACACCAAAGCUGCCCAUGAAGUUCCCCAGCCAGCUGCGGGAAUCCCUUAAAACUGCCCGAGAGUUGACGGAGAGGAGGUUGCAGGAGGACCAGAGACAGUGGAGGCACCAAGAAAAAUUACUCAAGGCUCACGCCCUCCUGGGUUCUGAGGAAGAAAGAAAGCGGAGAGCAGUUGAGCUGAAAAAGCGGAGGCAACAGAGUGGGAAACAGACACCAUCGUCCCAGCAUGCAUCUCCGACAACCCCCGAAGACGCUCCAGUGACAUCUCCAACGUCGGCCGUACCUCCCCCUCCCCCACCACCUCCUCCACUUUUGAGUCCUCCCCCACCGCCACCUCCACCUCCAAAUGGAGGCCCCCCUCCCCCUCCGAAUGGUGUCCCUUUCCCUUCCAAUGGUGCCCCACCACAGACCGGUGGCAGUGGGGACCGCAAAGCCCUCUUGUCGUCCAUAACAGGUUUUAAUAAGGGCGCCCUCAAGAAGGCAGUCACCAAAGACUGCAGCGUACCAAAACUAUAACACUGUCUUAUAUUUUCAUGAUGAGAAUGAGAUAAGAUGAGUGUCUUCGGUCACGUAACCUACAGAGGGCUUAUUUUAUUGUUGGAUGCACAAGGGAUCCGUGCUUUUGACGUUUGUGUUUGUGUAAAACACCCCAUAACAGAGUCCUAAGAACAAAGCUGUACCUUGCUAGUCCUAGAUUAAGCUUUCUGCAACGUUUGAAUAAGUGGGUUCUUGGCCUGGGGUAGGCCUGGCGUUUUGUGUAGAAUAUGACUAGUUGAUGAAUGUAGAGGGUGGGAUCAAGAUCUACUUGGCAAAAGUAACAACAAAAAUACAAAACACUGAUGCUUUACUUUAAUGGAUACAAGCUUUCAUGCAGAGGACUGCAUUCCA
This is a messenger RNA of Ornithodoros turicata, 2165 nucleotides long. RefSeq names its product PX domain-containing protein kinase-like protein. Gene Ontology annotation, cellular component: plasma membrane. The record is from RefSeq and is a predicted model, not a curated record. The coding region runs from base 57 to 1793 and encodes 578 amino acids. Gene Ontology annotation, molecular function: protein kinase activity; ATP binding; phosphatidylinositol binding. Lineage: Eukaryota; Metazoa; Arthropoda; Arachnida; Ixodida; Argasidae. Gene Ontology annotation, biological process: negative regulation of monoatomic ion transport; negative regulation of ATP-dependent activity; protein phosphorylation. The transcript is spliced from 15 exons.